UCUCUCCGGUUGUUCCGCAUUGCCGCCGCAUAAAACGCUGCUGUCAUGGCGUCGGCCCUCGGUCGUCUUCGCUGGCUUUCGGCGCUCACAAACGUCCUCGCCUCGCGGUUGGCUGUGACGCCGUGCCGGACAGCCGUGAGCACGUCCUCCGGGGCCAUUCUGCCCCAACCCAAGAAGACCCCCUUCGGCCUUUUGCGGAUUGCGGCGGUACUGGUGCCCUUCUUGUAUGUGGGGACUCGGAUCAGCAAGAACUUUGCUGCGCUCCUGGAGGAACACGACAUCUUUAUCCCCGAGGACGACGACGACGACUACUAGGGGCCGCCAUUCGCCAGACAACAGAUUGUUUUGUUUACAUCUACUGGGACAAAUGGGACCUGGUGAAGCCUUCCUUUGCCUCAUCUGUACUAAAGUUUGAUUGAUUGAUUGAGACUUUUAUUAGUAGGUUGCACAGUGAAGUACAUAUUCCGUACAAUUGACCACUAAAUGGUAACACCCGAAUAAGUUUUUCAACUUGUUUAAGUCGGGGUCCACUUAAAUUGAUUCAUGAUACAGAUAUAUACUAUCAUAUAUACCAUCAUCAUAAUACAGUCAUCACAUAAGAUAAUCACAUUGAAUUAUUUACAUUAUUUACAAUCAGGGGU
Messenger RNA from Entelurus aequoreus (snake pipefish), 641 nucleotides. Its product is annotated as essential MCU regulator, mitochondrial-like. The transcript has 3 exons. Gene Ontology annotation, cellular component: mitochondrial inner membrane; uniplex complex. Gene Ontology annotation, biological process: mitochondrial calcium ion homeostasis; calcium import into the mitochondrion. Bases 46 to 315 code for a protein of 89 amino acids. NCBI's taxonomy places the organism in Eukaryota, Metazoa, Chordata, Actinopteri, Syngnathiformes, Syngnathidae. The record is from RefSeq and is a predicted model, not a curated record.